AUGACGGUCGAAGAAGUCAAGAGCACGGUCCCUAACGAGGACCUGGACUCCAAGGCCACGGGCAAAGUCUCGUCGACAGAGUCUUCGUCUUCGUCCAUUGAUGGUCCUGUCGCAUAUUCCAAGCAGAUCGACUCUACAUUCGAUACAACCGAGGAUCCUCGCUUCUAUAAGCCCAUUCCGGAAUAUGAGGGUAUUCACCGCUGGGACCCUGAUUUUGAGUGGACGGAGGCAGAAGAGAAGGCGGUUGUGCGGAAGAUUGACUGGCGAGUAUGCACAUUCGCCUGUGUCACUUUCUUCGCACUCCAACUAGACCGCGGUAACAUUGUUCAAGCCACAUCAGACAACAUGCUAGGUGACCUGGGCAUGAACACAAACGACUACAACACCGGCCAAACAAUCUUCUACCUAACGUUCCUCUUUGCCGAACUCCCGUCACAGCUCUUGUCAAAAUGGUUCGGACCGGAUCGCUGGAUUCCCAUCCAGAUGGUAAGCUGGAGUCUCGUUGCCGCCUGCCAGGCGUUUAUCAAGGGCAAAGGUGGCUUCUUCGCGACUCGCGCUAUGCUUGGUCUUCUCGAGGGUGGUUUCAUCCCCGACACCAUCCUUUUCCUCUCCUUCUGGUACAAGUCCAAGGAACUUCCAAUUCGCCUCAGUUACUUCUGGGUAACAUACGAGGCGACCUCGAUAGUCAGUGCCUUUUUGGCAUUUGGUUUCCUGCAUAUCCGCAUGUCAGACGGUACCGGUGGUUGGCGAUACCUGUUUGCCCUCGAAGGCUUAAUCACCGGGCUGAUUGGUAUUGUCGCUGCUUUCUGGAUGCCGGCAUCGCCUACCCAAACCGCAGGCCGAUUCCGUGGAAAGGAGGGAUGGUUCAGUGAGCACGAGGAGAAGAUCAUGGUUAAUCGCGUGCUGCGUGAUGAUCCUAGCAAGGGAAGUAUGCAUAAUCGCCAGCCGGUUACCCCCAAGUUGCUAUGGCGGGCUCUGAAGGACUAUGAUAUGUGGCCAAUUUACCUACUCGGUCUGUCAUGGUGUAUUCCCAAUACCCCUGCGACAUCUUAUAUCAGUCUGGAACUGAAGUCGCUUGGUUUCAGCACUUUCCAUACCAAUCUGUUGACCAUCCCAGCCUACGUGAUCUUCAUUAUCAACUUGCUGUCGUGGACUUGGAUUUCUGAGCGUUUCAACCAGCGCUUGUUGCUUGGUGUUGGGGCUGAGAUUUGGGCUUUGGUGCUUUUGAUUGCCCUCGAGCUUCUUCCCGCAGACUCUAGUACUUGGGCUCGUUGGAUUCUUUUGGUCCUUUUGAUUGCUAUGCCUUAUGUGCAUGCUAUUAUUGUGGCUAUUACGUCUCGUAAUGCGGGUUCUGUGAGGACUCGGACGGUUGCGAGCGCGGUUUACAAUAUGAUGGUUCAAGCCAGUAACAUCAUUGGUAACAAUAUCUACCGUGAAAAUGAUAAACCCUUGUACCGUACGGGUAACAAGGUACUUAUUGGCAUCGCGUGCUGGAGUAUGGUGAUGUUCAUUAUUGCCAAGUACUACUAUGUGUGGCGAAACAAGAAAAAUGCCUCAAUCUGGGACAACAUGUCCAGCGAAGAGAGACAGCGAUACGUCGCCGAAAACAAAGACCUUGGCAACAAGAGAGUCGAUUUCAAAUUUUUGCACUAG
Penicillium arizonense is the source of this 1653-nucleotide messenger RNA. RefSeq names its product putative transporter. Gene Ontology annotation, cellular component: membrane. Gene Ontology annotation, molecular function: sulfate transmembrane transporter activity. Bases 1 to 1653 code for a protein of 550 amino acids. Lineage: Eukaryota; Fungi; Ascomycota; Eurotiomycetes; Eurotiales; Aspergillaceae. The transcript has 5 exons. Gene Ontology annotation, biological process: transmembrane transport. The record is from RefSeq and is a predicted model, not a curated record.